AGAAGUGGGUUGACCUCUUGAAGACCAAAUAAAUAGGGAGUGGUCUUAAAGACUUUAAAUCACCUUUUGCUUGAGGGCAAGUCUGCCACCAGCCCCCAAGGCUAUAGGAUUUGUUCGACCCAUCCAGGGCAGACCGGUGCUAUGAAGGUGGCAUCCUUCAAUGUCAGACGACUGGGUCUGACGAAGAUCUCAGAUGAGAAUGUCCUGAGAUACCUGGUCAAGAUUGUGUCACGAUACAGUAUCAUUGUGAUUCUGGAGGUGGUGGAUAAAUCAGGCAAGGCAAUGGAGAAGUUCUUGACGGAGCUGAACAGUACCAGGGCAAACAAGAAGCAUCCUUACGCUAUGGAGAUGAGCUCCAGUUUAGGCCGAUCUCACUACAAGGAGCAGUUUGUCUGUCUUUACCGGCCGGACGAGGUGCAGCUGGUGGACACCUACCAGUACGAGGACAACCAGGUGGGGGACGAGGACGCCUUCUCCAGAGAGCCCUUCAUCCUGCGCUUCUCCUCACCACACACAGUGAUGAAGGACCUGGUUCUCAUCCCUGUCCACACCAAGCCAGACGACUCAGAGAAGGAGCUGGACGAACUCUACGAUGUCUUCCAGGCGGUCAAGAAGAAGUGGAAGACAGACAACAUUAUGAUUCUUGGGGACUUCAAUGCUGAUGGGGCCUACCUGUCCAAGAGGAAGAUGAAGCGGGUCCGUAUCCGUAGCGAUGAACAUUUCCACUGGCUCAUCGGGGAUGAGGUGGACACCACAGCGAGCACAACAAAUGACAACACCUAUGACAGGAUUGUUGUUUACCAGCAGGACAUGCUACAGGCCGUAGUGCCACACUCAGCCAAGGCCUUCAACUUCCAGGAAGCCUACAACCUCUCAGAGGAGGUGGCCCUUUCCAUCAGUGACCACUAUCCAGUGGAGGUGACUCUCCGCUCUGCAAAGAGAGCCGCAGCAGCCCAGACACGGGGCCGCAAGAGGCGAAGGCUGUAGUAGCUACACAUGAUAUAAUUAUGAGGCAUACUGUAUGAAAACGAUGGCUCACAAUGACCCCAUUGUGUAAUUAAUUACCCAUUACAAUUGCAAUAUACCACAAACUAGGGAAGAAACCAUAGUGCUACCAUCAGAAAUAAUGUAUUGUGUCUCAUCUGGUUUGCCAUUGUUAAAAAAAGUAUGUAUUGAUAUAAUUUAGAUAACUAACAUGCAUUAUCUUCACCAAGACUGAAAGAAUGUAUACCUAUUUGCCACAGGAAUUUUUAAAAUGAAUGUUUAGGGGCUGGUUGCAGAAAACGCCUCAAACAUUUCAAAAUAACUGAGGGCUUGUUUUUGUCCGAAGCUUGAAAUAUACUUGAAAAAUAGGCUACCACUUUGGGAUAAAGCUAUACGUAUACCAAAACAAUUUGUAUGAGAGAAGAAGAGUUCAUUUCACCAUUUAUUUUUUUCUAUAUCCAUUCAUUUCAUUACCAAAUUCUCUGUG
Engraulis encrasicolus (European anchovy) is the source of this 1471-nucleotide messenger RNA. It is a transcript of the gene dnase1l4.2, whose product is annotated as deoxyribonuclease 1 like 4, tandem duplicate 2. Gene Ontology annotation, cellular component: nucleus. Gene Ontology annotation, biological process: DNA catabolic process. Bases 142 to 987 code for a protein of 281 amino acids. The transcript has 9 exons. Gene Ontology annotation, molecular function: deoxyribonuclease I activity; DNA binding. NCBI's taxonomy places the organism in Eukaryota, Metazoa, Chordata, Actinopteri, Clupeiformes, Engraulidae. The record is from RefSeq and is a predicted model, not a curated record.